Pogonomyrmex barbatus (red harvester ant) is the source of this 790-nucleotide messenger RNA. RefSeq lists its product as uncharacterized. The record is from RefSeq and is a predicted model, not a curated record. Gene Ontology annotation, cellular component: nucleus; cytoplasm. Gene Ontology annotation, biological process: response to heat; protein refolding. NCBI's taxonomy places the organism in Eukaryota, Metazoa, Arthropoda, Insecta, Hymenoptera, Formicidae.
AGGAUACAUCAUGUAUCUCUUGCCGUUUUUGUUAUCGAAUCUCCAGCUGGGUCUGAACGAUCCCUUCCGUUCAGUAGCACUUACGCCCUCUUCGCGUUUUGUUAACGCGGACCUUUCCGCAUUGGACAAUCAAAUCCAUGGCAUUAAUUCUCACCAGGCCAUUUUCGAUCGAGGAGUUCUAGACUUCUUCUACAGACCCUGGAGGGUUGGUAGUGCCGGCAUUGGUAGUGCCGGCGUUGGUAGUGCCAGAGUUAACGGCAACAAUUUCGAGAUCACCGUCAACGUGCAGCAAUUCAGCCCGGAAGAGGUCUCUGUCAAAGUGGUUGACCGUUGGGUGGUUAUCGAAGCCGCACAGGAGCAGCAGGACAAUGAGAAGGUUGUCGCAUCCCGGCAAUUUUCAAGGCAAUUCCUGUUACCUGGUCGCGCUGACGUCGAUCAGGUGUCUUCCACGAUAUCGAGCGACGGCGUCCUGAAAAUCACGGCGCCGUUGAAACCAGAGCAAGUAAAGGUAAUCCAAGUCGAGCAAACCGGACAAGUGGCCGGACAAGCAGCAGGACAAGUGGCAGGACAAGUGGCAGGACAAGUGGCAGGACAAGCGGCAGGGCCAGCGGCCGGACAAGCGGCCGGACUAACGGCAGGACAAACGGCUGGAUCAGCAGCAGGACAAGCGGUCGGACUAGCGGCAGGACAAGCGGCCGGACGAGCGGCAGGACAAGCGGCAGGACAAGCAGCAGGACACGCAACAGGACUAUUCACCAGACAGAGAAGUGUACGUUUCCGAGAAGUGUAG